AUGGUGGGGUACUUUGCUGAUUGGCAACACGGCAAGGAUAGUGUUGGUUCGACCUUGCUUUCUCGGCUUGGUCCGAGCGUCAGGCAAACCUUGUGGAACGUAGCUAGUCCUGUCGCCUCUGCUAUAGUAUUGUUGAUUUCCAGCUUCGGACCAUUUACUGGUACAUUCCCAAACGGUUCCUUGGCAUCGUCAGUGAGAGGCGCCAUAGUAAGCACAGACUUACAACUUAUCAAAGUGACAAGUGAAGGUAAUCCCUUUGAGCAAUUUUCUCUUUUACACGGUCUCAUUGACGCUACGACCAAGUUGCGAGAACAGGGUCGAACCAACACUACAAAGGUAAAGAAGAAUGCGAUCAAACAGAAGGCCACACCAUCUUGGUCUACGUAUCUACGGUAA
Protopolystoma xenopodis is the source of this 396-nucleotide messenger RNA. The record is from the annotation of a GenBank genome assembly. Lineage: Eukaryota; Metazoa; Platyhelminthes; Monogenea; Polystomatidea; Polystomatidae.